UCAAAUCUUCGUCGAUCUUACAGCAAAAAGAACAUUCAAAAUGGCUGGCGGUGUCAAUUUCAUUUGCAUAGUUACUGUUUGGUGCUUGCUGCAAUAUACUGGAUGCGCAACAGGUUCUCCCCAGAAAUAUGACACUGAAUUGGCAGCAAGAAACAUAACAACUCUAACAGGCAUAUGCGACUGUGGAAUGGCCACCUGUGAUUGCUGUGUGACUCUCCCUAUUAUUCAUUAUACAGUAUGUAUUCGUUUGACUUAUUUGAAGAAGGAUGCUGAGAUUUUGUUUGCCAUAACAGUCGAUGGUAAAACUGUUAUCAGUAAGAAACUAUCAGUCAGAGACCCGGUGUCAGCUUGUAUAAAUAUUCCGUACCUAAAACUUCUCGGAAGUCUUUGCGCCGAGUUAUAUGACAUUGAGGUAGGGAUAAAUGGUCUCUCUGGAUGCGCCCGCGGAGUUCUGAAUAUUGGAUUCUUCAAUGUUUUCAACCUUGAGUUUGGAUGCUACAACAUUCCGUUGGCUGUAGAUGAAUUGAUGCAGAAAAUAGCUGUUUCAAAUGAUCAGGGUGGUCUCCGUAAUUAUAAAUACGUAAAAGAGAUGAAGGUCAUCGAUGCUCUCCUGAAGGACCACUCUCCUGAAGACAAAUAAACUGAUUCCUUUGCACUGAUGUCUAUCUCAAGAACAUGCAGCUGGAAAUUUGUUAGGCCUACAUAACAUUUUGCAAUUCAAAAAAAAUUUCAAAAUUAUAUAAAACAGUCUUUUUUUGAAUUGUUUUUAUAAAGAUGUCUUCACGGCUGAAAAGUCAACUACACCCUCAUUUGUUACCAAUUAAGCUGUCUCUUAAAAUCAAACAAAUCUUUUUUCGUUAUAUAAAACUGUCUGCUGAAAUAUGCAAAAUUACUGCACGUCUAUCACUUGCGGUCCUUUGAAUAAUGGUUUUAAUCAAAAGGAAAAUUAUAAGGUAUAAAAAGUAACAAAUCGGCAGAGCUAAAAUUCGGUUAUUCACUUUUUUCAUGUUUUCCGUUGAUUAUAACUUACAAAUGUUCCAAUCAAAUAUGGGUAAGCUAAAUCACUUUCAAAUUAUACUGAAUGUUACACUUUUCUUCUUUAAAUUUAUCUAUACAUUUAUUUGAUUUGUAAACUUAUUUUAGAUUUUAGAAAGGCUUUUAAUUGUCUAAUCUGGCUUAUCUUUCUUUGUUAUGUUCUUAAGGUUAUAUAAUGCUUGAAUCCUUAUUCCUUGAAUAACUUCUAAAUAGUUUGAAUUGCAUUUCCAUUUUUGGGGCUUAGAUGUUAAUUGCAAUUUAUCGUAGUAGUCAGUCUUGAACAAAUUUAAUAACAAAGUUUGUGUGUCAAUUUGAAUUUACCACUUCGGAACUGUUUAUUGUCUACAAGAUAACAAUUAAAGCAAUAAGACCAAAAAGCUUAAUUAAUCAUAAAGUUAGUAUUUUUCUGUUUUGUUUUUAUUUGGCACGAUUACAUAAUUAACAUGUUACAAUUGUUUUCUUUUAUUUUACUUGGUUGAUUUUUAAUUCACAUUUAGAAUAGAAUUUAAGUUAGAAAACCGAGAUUUCCGGAGUGGUGAAUAUGUUAUAUAAAUUGUUGUAAUUUUGCUUUAUUGAUUUUGUUA
Messenger RNA from Magallana angulata, 1619 nucleotides. RefSeq lists its product as uncharacterized. The record is from RefSeq and is a predicted model, not a curated record. The transcript is spliced from 4 exons. NCBI's taxonomy places the organism in Eukaryota, Metazoa, Mollusca, Bivalvia, Ostreida, Ostreidae. The coding region runs from base 41 to 640 and encodes 199 amino acids.